AUGGGCAAGAAGACAGGCUCGUCUUCAGGGGAGCUGACCGACUCUGACGGUGCUGUGUGGUAUGCGCGGUGUGUGUGCGGUGACGAGCACUCGUCCCAAGACCGCAAGUGCCGAAAGUGCGCAAAGUCGGCGCUCAUUGCGUGCGACCGCUGCUCGCACUGGCUCCAUCUAGAGUGCCUCCAUCUCGACGAUGACGACCUUCCCGAGAACUUUGAGUUUGUCUACUACGGCCAUACCGAUGACGACGAGGCCGAGGCCAAGGUCGACGCCGACGACGCUGCCGCCAAGGCCAAGGACUCUGCCGUAGCCACGUCCGACUCGGAGCCCAAGCCGGCCAAGAACACCAUCCGCUCCGCCUUUGGUGUCCGCGCCGCGCCACCGACCAAAAAGUCCAAGGCGUCGCGCGGCAAGAAGAAGAGCACGGCGUCAAAGUCCAAGUCCAAGUCGCGGCCCAAGUCGCGGUCCAAAGCGUCGACGGCGCGGUCACGGUCCAAGGCAAGCAAGUCGGCGUCCAAGGCUUCGGCGGCGAAGCGGGGCAAGGGAGGCAAAAAGGCCAAGCGAUCACGGGCUGGCUCGCGCCGCGAGACCAAGGUCUACAUCCACCGCAAGCGCAAGCGGCGGACGACCAAGCCUGCGCCCGCACCUGCGCCCGCGCUCGCUCCUCCUCCUCCACAGGUCAACCAUAUGAAUCCGAUGUACAUGGCGAACCCAUACUCGAUGUAUGGCUACGUCUCGUCGCCGUACUACGGAUUUGCCGCUGCCGCCGGCGGUUACUACGGCUACCCGCACAUGCAGCAGUACAUGGCGGCCCAGAACCAGGCUGCCGCUGCUGCCGCGGCGCCUCCUCCUCCUCAUCCUGCCCAGCAUCAGGACGACGGAUACUACUCGAAUGAGUACUACGAGUACGAGGUCGAGUACGAGUACUCGAACGCAUACCCGUCGUACUCGGCCGACGACGCCUCGGCCGACGACGCCGCGGCGAUGGAGGCGUGGAAGCCCGGAACGCUCGCCAUAGACUGCCGCUCCUUUGGCGAGCUGCCGAUGAUCAAGCUCCGCCACGAGGUCUUCCGCCUCGACUCGCUCCCCAUCGAGUUGCUGAUGUACCUGUUCUCGUUUGUGCCGGCCAUGAGCAAGAUGGCGCUUUAUGCCGUCUCGCGUGGUGUUGCCUACGCCGCCCGCCAGCCCGAGGCCUGGCCGGUCGCCGAGCUCUCGUUUGCGGCGACGACGCUUGCGCUGCGCCCGCUGACGGGCUUGGCGCCAUCGCUGGUCCACACCAAGGUUUUGGACCUCUCUGGCUGCGCUCUCUUUGACGACACUGCCGCAGGCAUGCUCGGCCACGUUCUUGACGGGUUCUCGCUUCGGCGACUGCGGCUCGUUGCCUGUGACGGCUUUACUGGCAUGGGCCUCUACGCACUCGCCACGCACCUCGAGGGCUUGGUUGAGCUCGACCUUUCCGGCUGCGCCGGCCUGCUCGACGUCGACAAAGCCAACGCGGCGUCGCCAGUUGCCGCACCGGUCACCCACCCUGCGCUCAUGUCGUACGCCCACAAGGCCUUUGUCCUUCUCGUCGCCGCCAACCCCAAGCUGCGGAUCCUGCGCCUCGAUGGUGCUCAGGUUCCUCCGUCGGCGCUCCGCUACAUCGCUGCCACCAGCAAGUCCGGAACCAUCCUUGCCGGCCUCCGCGAGCUCUCGGUAGUCGGUGUGCCUGCGGUCGGCCCGCGGCUGGCGUCGGCGCUCCGCUCGCGGUUCCCGCCGCCGGCCGUUGUCCAUGUCGACGCUGGCGGCAAGCGCAAGCUCGCCCGCCCGCAUCACACCGGCAUCCUCUACUCUAAGCUUGCGCCGCAAACCGCCGAGCUCUACGCCGCAGCUCGUCAGGCGCUCGCCGACCGCGACCUCGCCACCGCCGAGAGGCUUGUUCUCGAGGCUACCCAGGCCGCGCCCCACUCGGGUACCCUCCGCACUCUCCUCGGGCGCAUCCUUGUCGCCGCCGGCGAGCCGCGGCGGGCCGACGCCACCCGCACCCUCAAAGCCGCGCUUGCCGCCACCUCAUUUGUUCCCGGCACUGCCCACGAUGCGCCGGCCGCCUACUACCGCCACGCCGCCCAGUUUUCCCCUUCCGAGGUCGACACGCCGGCCUCGUUUGCCCGCCUACGACGCGCGCUCAGCCACGCUGCUCACUUUGGCGUGGGCAUCGAAGACGUCCUCGACUCGAUGCGUGCCGUCAACGACGCCGUCCGCGCCCGUGCCGCCACUGCCACUCCGCCGCCGCCCGACGUCUCGGACGAGCGAGUUGCCAUGCUCAUCAAGCACUUUGCGACGUAA
This is a messenger RNA of Thecamonas trahens ATCC 50062, 2322 nucleotides long. RefSeq lists its product as uncharacterized. Gene Ontology annotation, molecular function: protein binding. NCBI's taxonomy places the organism in Eukaryota, Apusomonadida, Apusomonadidae. The record is from RefSeq and is a predicted model, not a curated record. The coding region runs from base 1 to 2322 and encodes 773 amino acids. The transcript is spliced from 2 exons.